This is a messenger RNA of Hydra vulgaris (swiftwater hydra), 1408 nucleotides long. NCBI's taxonomy places the organism in Eukaryota, Metazoa, Cnidaria, Hydrozoa, Anthoathecata, Hydridae. The record is from RefSeq and is a predicted model, not a curated record.
ACAAGUAUGACCUCUGUGAACAAUCUAUAUGAUAGAAACUUAGCGGAUACACACAGUGGAAGUGUUUUACAUAUAGAUUCACAUCCUGAAGAUCAGAAAGAAAAUUAUCAUGAAACUAUUAAAAUCAUUGAUGAAAAAAUUGCUACAGCAAAUAGUGAUGUUCCAAGUUCGUCUAAAAAGCUAUGCGGGUGUUCAGCUUCAACAAUUAAGGUGAUGACUGGGAUUGUUAUCGUUAUUUUAAUUGCUAUGUCUAGCACAGGAGCUACACAAACUGGGAAGAGUGUAUUCUCAAACAAUUUUAGAGCACCAUUUUUUACUACUUGGGUUUCAACUUGUUUCAUGGCUAUAACUUAUCCUGUUUUUAUGAUUAGUUUACUCUUUAAAAAAUCAGCAUUUCGAUUACGUUCCUUCUUACAAAAAAGUGAACUAUUGUUUGGUAGCCAAGGCUUCUGCGUACAAAGACUUUUCUAUUUCUCAUUACGGUACACUUUGCCAUUUUGUGUUCUUUGGCUACUCACUAAUUAUCUCUACUAUCUAUCCCUUGAAAAACUUUUACCUGGUACAACCACUGCAGUGUUUUCUUCCUCAAGUUGUUUUGUAUACAUAUUCUCAUUGAUAUUUUUGAAAGAUAGUUUUUAUGUGAUAAGGCUUAUUAGCAUCUUAUUAUCAAUUGGUGGAAUUGUUGUUUUUAGUUACACUCUGGGAUUUGGAAGUGUAAAUACAUAUGGGAUAUUAUACAUAGUUCUUUCAUCUAUCGGAGCUGCAUCAUAUCAGGUAUCAUUUAAGCGAGUGAUCGGUUCUCCAAGCGGCUGUCAAGUUGCACUUUUUCUAACUGUUCUAGGAAGUUUAUGCUUCCUUUUGUUUUGGCCUGUUGUUCUUAUAAUUGCUUAUUACGAGUAUGAAGUAAUUGAGUUUUCCAAAAUUCCAUGGGGUUUUCUUAUUGGUACAUCAUUGUUUGGUGUGGUGUUUAACUUUCUUAUUAACUUUGGCAUUUCUUUAACGUUUCCAUUGUUUAUAUCAAUUGGAGCUUUGCUGGGAAUCCCUUUUAAUGCUGUUGUAGAUGCGCUCUUUAGAGGAAGUAAAUUUGGAAUCUAUGAAAUAGGAGCUUUUUUAUUAAUAAUAUUUGGGUUUAUAUUGAUGUUGAUUCCCAAUAAUAUAUUAGAAAAAUAUGAGAAGAAGCUUUUCUGUAAAUAUUCUUCAUUACGUCAAAGAAGAAAAACAGAUUCUUUGUCAAUGCCAGAUUAACUUUUUUGGGCCAUGUGCUGUUUUUGUUUUUUUACUUCGCUUUUAAAUUUAAAAAAUAGUGCCCUUAAAAAUAAAUGGUAUAAAAAAAAUUUAUUAACAUCAUAAAUAUAUUUGUGAGCCUAUGUUAUUCUAGCAGAUAAUUUGUGCAAGUUUUUUGUUAAAA